GUCUGUCAGCACACACACCAGAGCUGUGUCGAGACAAGGACUCCACAGAAAUCGGUCGGGAAAACAAGUUGUGGUUGUGAAGUAUUUGUUUUGCUUGACCCCCAUUAUGGCUGACCAUCUUCUACAUUACAAUGACUCGGCUAGUGUUGGGAACCGAUUCGCCCGCAAAGGUGCUUUGCGGCAGAAAAACGUGUAUGAAGUGAAAAACCACAAAUUUACUGCGAGGUUUUUCAAGCAGCCGACGUUCUGCAGCCAUUGUAAAGACUUCAUAUGGGGAUUUGGAAAACAAGGAUUUCAAUGCCAAGUGUGCUGUUUUGUGGUCCACAAACGGUGCCAUGAGUUCGUCACCUUCUCCUGUCCUGGAGCAGACAAGGGUCCCGACACAGACGACCCCAGAAGCAAGCACAAAUUCAAGAUUCACACAUACGGCAGUCCCACAUUCUGUGACCACUGUGGCUCGCUGCUAUACGGGCUCAUCCACCAAGGGAUGAAAUGUGACACCUGCGACAUGAACGUACACAAUCAGUGUGUGGUCAAUGUGCCGAGCCUGUGUGGGACGGACCACACGGAGCGCCGGGGUCGCCUCUUCCUCAAGAUCGAGGUCAGCAUGGACAGGCUACACGUCACAGUGGGCGAAGCCAGGAACCUGAUUCCUAUGGAUCCGAAUGGUUUAUCGGACCCUUAUGUUAAACUCAAGCUCAUCCCCGACCCAAAGAACGAGACCAAACAAAAGACCAGGACCAUCCGCUCCUCUCUCAACCCCUGCUGGAACGAGUCCUUCAGCUUUAAGCUGAAAGCAUCAGAUAAGGACCGACGUCUCUCCAUUGAGGUUUGGGAUUGGGACAGAACCACCAGGAACGACUUCAUGGGCUCCAUGUCGUUUGGCGUGUCCGAGCUCAUCAAAGCUCAAAACUGUGGAUGGUACAAGUUGCUGAACCAGGAGGAGGGAGAGUAUUACAACGUUCCCAUCCCCGAGAUGGACGACGUAAACCUGGAGCUCCUACAGAAGUUUGAGGCCUGCCAGUUAAAUAUCCACUAUCUCAAGAAAGCCAAGCUGGGCCACGGUAAGAAAGUGAUCACGCCGUCAGACCACCGGAGGUUCAGCCUGCCUUCGAGUAACAUGGACCGCAUCCGACUGAGUGACUUCAACUUCCUGGCCCUGCUGGGGAAGGGCAGCUUCGGCAAGGUGAUGCUGGCAGAGAUGAAGUCGACGGAGGAGCUGUACGCCAUCAAGAUCCUGAAGAAAGACGUGGUGAUUCAGGAUGAUGACGUUGAAUGUACGAUGGUGGAGAAGAGGGUCCUGGCCCAGAGGGACAAACCCCCCUUCCUCACGCUGCUCCACUCCUGCUUCCAGACUGUGGAUCGGCUGUACUUUGUGAUGGAGUACAUCAACGGAGGAGACCUUAUGUAUCAUAUCCAACGUAUGGGCAAAUUCAAGGAGCCACAGGCAGUGUUUUAUGCUGCAGAGAUUGCUGUGGGUUUGUUUUUCUUGCACCGAAAGGGAAUCAUCUACAGGGAUCUGAAGCUCGACAACGUCAUGCUGGACUCCGAGGGCCACAUCAAAAUCGCUGACUUCGGCAUGUGUAAGGAGAACAUGUAUAAUAGCAUGACCACACGCACCUUCUGCGGCACCCCGGACUACAUCGCACCGGAGAUUAUAGCAUACCAGCCUUAUGCAAAAUCAGUGGACUGGUGGGCUUAUGGAGUUCUUCUGUAUGAGAUGCUGGCAGGACAGCCGCCGUUUGAUGGAGAGGACGAAGACGAGCUCUUCCAGUCCAUCAUGGAGCACAACGUGUCCUACCCCAAGUCCAUGUCUAAAGAAGCUGUGUCCAUCUGCAAGGGACUGAUGACCAAGCACCCGUCAAAGCGUCUGGGCGGUGGUCCCGAGGGGGAGAGGGACAUCAGGGAGCAGGCCUUCUUCAGACGCAUCGACUGGGACCGCCUGGCAAACAGAGAGAUCCAGCCGCCAUUCAAACCCAAAGUGGGCGGCAAAGGAGCAGAAAACUUCGACAAGUUUUUCACACGCACACAGCCCAUGCUGACCCCUCCCGACCAGCUGGUCAUCGCCAACAUCGACCAGAGCGAGUUCGCAGGCUUCUCCUUUAUUAACCCUCAGUUCAUCCAUCCAUCGCUGCACAGCGUGGUAUGAGGAGAGAGCGGAAAGACAACACGAAAGCAUGGACUGUCGCUGACUACAGGAUCCUUCCAAACUCUACAAAAACAAUCCCGCCGUCAAAAGACUCUCAUUAUCCUCUACAGUGUUCUGUCUGCUGGUUAUCAAUAUGUGUGAAGAAGUGACUGAGAGCGGAGCAAAGUGUUGAAGAAAAAGAGCACUGAUAUUUUCUUUCCCUUAACAUCUCAUAUAAUAUGUUCUUAAAUCAAAUCUCUAUCUGUGUUUAUCCGAACCUGCAGCCUUUUAUUCUUGUGUAUGAAUGUGUGUAUACGAGUUACUCGGUUCCUUUCUUAUGUUCCCCGUCUUAACUACGCAACAAGCUGCAAUGCACGACAAGAACGGAACACAUUUUUCUGCUCUGUCCCGGCUUUAUCUACUUCUGAACCGCUACACGUGUAUUUUAUAUUUAUAUACUUAAAAAAAAGAGGUAUUAGCCUAUACUGUUACAUGAGUGCCAAAGGAAAGGUGGGAAGUAAUCAUUUCUAUUGCAGUUCUUGAAGUCAUCAUGAUGUUUUCCCCCUCCAGUCCCCACGCACUAAAACCCCUAAACAGGGCAUGUUCCUUUUUGUUGUUUUGUACGACGUGGAGCUAUAGCUAUAACUUAACAUAGAUAACCAGGAACACAUUCUGCUUAUGCUUACAGUUGCAAGCUGUCUAGGCCUUUUUAAUGCAGUUCAGUAGGGUCAGAAAACUGUGGAUCAAAGAGACAAUGUUUUAAAGUAUAAAGAUGCUAUUUCUAUAUGCACAAAGCAGAUCUCUGUUGCAUGCUUACUUUUCUGACUCUGUGUGAGCAGUAGACUAGGAUGCAGUACACGUCUGGUAUCAUUGUAAAGUUUAGUAUUAUGCUAUAAACUAUGUUAAUAUAUACUUGUUGUAUGUUUUAAAAAGUCUUAUUCUGGUUUGUAAUUGUUAAUCAGAAACAAGGUUUUCUUCCCGUUUUAUGUCAAGAGAAAAACCCCUCUAUUCUAUUGUAUGUCAACCUUUUUUUUGUUUUGUAAAUAUGUUUCAAAAAGAGAAGUUACUUGCAGAUUUUAUACUACGAACUGAAUGUGCUUUUACUACCAUAGACAAGUUUGAACAUUUCUAUGUUUAGAGUACCCCUAAGAAGAGUAUAUCUAUAAUGUUUGGCUGAAUCUUUGGUAGCUUCGGUAUCAGCAAACCUUGUAUUUCCACUAUUUAUCCAUCGUUUUCUACUACUCAGUGUCAUGGCGAAUAUGCAGCACCUACUGUGCGUGAAACAGUUGAAUGCCCUCUUGCCUUGGUCGUCUCAGGGCCGACUCCUUCUGUAACAAAUUUAAAACAGAGCAACGGUACGAGGAUUUCAGAGCCCUCUGUGGCUGAAACAUGUCUUCUCUAACUUGUAUAAAUUGUGUGCAUGCGUGAGGCGAGAUCUAAGCAUGAGAAAGACCCCUGCAUGGAGCAUGGAGUUUCCCCACCUUGUUGCACAGAAUAAGACAAACCAACAAGCAUUGUGCUCUUCUCUUUUCCUCCCACCCAGUGUCAUGAAGUCUGACAAAACAAGACUAAUAUGUGUAAAUGCUUCUGUUGGCUUUUUGUUUACUGGUGCCAACCCUGAGUCCUUUUGUUCCCGGACAUUUUUAUUAGGCUAGGCACACAAUGAUACAAGUAAUGUUUCAUAAAACUGCCAAAUUGACUCUUAACCCCUAAAUUAGUUGCUGAACAUGUAGACUGAUGUCGCAGCUGUCACAUCCGGACCGAAAUGUAAGGUUAAGAGAAAACUGAAUGUUUACAUGUCUCACAUUGAGAAUCUUUAUCGGAGCAGAGGAAAACACAAACAAACGUUGGACCCACGGCAGAGAUAAUCACACGUCAGGGUACAGUACCACUACAGUUAGAGCCACAGGGAACUUUCUAUGUGUUUCCUUCCACUGCCCCUGCUUUUGUUAACCUGAUUCUUUGUUCCUCUGUGUGUGGUAUGAUGGAUACUGUGUAUUAAUAAAGUAUGAA
Molecule: messenger RNA, 4141 nt
Organism: Gymnodraco acuticeps
Lineage: Eukaryota; Metazoa; Chordata; Actinopteri; Perciformes; Bathydraconidae
Product: protein kinase C alpha type
Exons: 18
Coding region: 107-2149 (680 amino acids)
Biological process (GO): protein phosphorylation
Molecular function (GO): ATP binding; zinc ion binding; diacylglycerol-dependent serine/threonine kinase activity
Source: RefSeq, a predicted model, not a curated record